Messenger RNA from Argiope bruennichi, 2186 nucleotides. RefSeq lists its product as uncharacterized. The record is from RefSeq and is a predicted model, not a curated record. The coding region runs from base 161 to 2089 and encodes 642 amino acids. NCBI's taxonomy places the organism in Eukaryota, Metazoa, Arthropoda, Arachnida, Araneae, Araneidae. Gene Ontology annotation, cellular component: lysosome. Gene Ontology annotation, molecular function: cysteine-type endopeptidase activity. The transcript has 16 exons.
CAACCGAUUCUGACUUAUCAAAUCACAGAUUAUCGUCCUCAGAAGAAAACAUACCGCUAGAUGCAUUCGAGGAACUCUAACAAGAUCAACACGGUAAGGAAACAUCGAUGCAGUUGAAGCGAGUUUAUUUUUAGUCACUGACUGAAAACAUAGUUUGAUUAUGCAGAAAAUACUUAUUUUCAGCUUAUUUGCCAUAACAGCUUGUCAGGCUCUUUCUCUUCCACUUCUUCCUGCUCUGGAACCUCUAUUAAAUCAUCUUCCUGAUAUACCUAUUCUGGAUGAUGUUUUGGAUUCGGUCUGGGACAAUUUUAAGGAUGUAUUCGACAAGACAUAUGAUACAUUGGAGGAAAAUAUCAGGCGUCCUAUUUUGUUGAAUAGACUAGUUUCAAUAAUCAAAUUUAACCUAAAGAACUCAACUUAUAAUUUAGGAUUGAACAAAUACUCAGAUCUGAGUCAUGAUGAAUAUAUGAAGUAUCUGAAUGGUUUUAAAGUUGGGAAUACUUCCAGGAUAAAUCCAAAACCUUUUAUAUUACCAAAUAUUUCUAAAAUACCAGAUGAAGUAGAUUGGAGAGACCAUGGAUUGGUGACACCUGUUAAAGACCAGAAACUCUGUGGCAGUUGUUGGGCAUUUUCUUCAACGGGUGCUUUGGAAGGUCAGACGAAGAAAAAGACAGGAAAGCUAAUAUCUCUUAGCGAACAGAAUCUCGUAGAUUGUGUUUCAGAUAAUUCUGGCUGUGAUGGCGGCUGGAUGGAUCCUGCUUUCGAGCAAAUAAAAAAAGAAAAGGGCAUAGAUACAGAGGUGUCUUAUCCAUACGUAGGAAUACAAGACAGCUGCUUUUUCAACUCAUUCACAAUUGGUGCAACUUGCAGAGGUUACGUCGACAUACCGACAGGAGACGAGGAAGCUUUGAAACGAGCUGUGGCAACAAUUGGACCGAUAUCCGUUGCCAUCGAUGCCGAAGAUGAAGAGUUUCACAGCUACAAGAGUGGAAUCUACGACCAACCGAAUUGUCAGAAAGAUGUUGAGUUACUUACGCAUGCUGUUCUUGUUGUUGGUUAUGGCACAGAAAAUGGCUUGGACUACUGGCUUGUAAAAAACAGUUGGGGACCGACAUGGGGCAUGAAUGGAUACAUAAAGAUGUCAAGAAACAAGGACAACCAAUGUGGAAUUGCCACUAAAGCUAGUUACCCACUGGAAGUCUUUGAUAAGUCAUACAGUCCCGAGGAAGUAGCUGAGAGGCGUACCAACUUGCUGAACACAGCACUUGAGAUACUUUCUUUUAAUUUGGACAAUUUGACCACCUACACGUUGGGACUGAACAAGUACUCGGAUCUGAAUUACACUGAGUACAUGAAAUAUCUGAACGGCUUCCGAAUCAACAACAUGUCGAAUACCAAUCCGAAGUUAUAUGUUCCCCCAUCCAAUGACAUGAAGUUGCCGGACAGAGUGGACUGGCGAGAUCAAGGAUAUGUGACAUCUGUUAAAGAUCAGUCACUCUGUGGCAGCUGUUGGGCCUUCUCAUCAGCAGGUGCUCUGGAGGGUCAGCUGAAGAAGAAGACGGGAUCUCUUGUAUCUCUCAGUGCGGAGAAUCUCCUCGACUGUGUCACAGACAACUACGGCUGCGACGGCGGGUACAUGGAUCCAGCUUUCGAACUGGUGAAAAAGGAAAAAGGAAUUGAUACCGAGGCAUCUUAUCCUUAUCAAGGCGUUGCAGACAAAUGCAGUUUCAAACCGUCAACAAUCGGAGCAACAUGUAAAGGUUAUGUAGACAUACCGUCCGGAGAUGAGAAUGCUUUGAAACAAGCCGUGGCAACAGUAGGCCCGAUUUCGGUUGCUAUUGACGCUAAUUCUAAGGAAUUUCUAAACUACAAGAGUGGCAUCUAUGACCAGCCAGCUUGCAAAAGUGAUUAUAAUUCUAUGAGCCACGCUGUCCUCCUGGUUGGUUACGGCACAGAAAAUGGCAUGGAUUACUGGCUCAUAAAAAACAGCUGGGGUCCCUCUUGGGGCAUGAAGGGAUACGCUAAGAUGGCAAGAAACAAGAACAACAAGUGUGGAAUUGCAACGAUAGCAAGCUACCCUUUGAUGUGAAGAACAAUUCGCUAAGAACAAAUUGCAAACCACAUCAGAAAUGAGAAUAAAUUAUUUAUUGAUAUUUUUUUCUUCUUUUCUUGAUUUUUUAGAUAAC